AUGUUUAAGUUCUAUUUCAAUAAACUGAAAUUCUAUCUAAAAUUAGUAUACUUUUUAAUUUUAGCAAUGACAUGUGUAAUGAAUUGUUUAAAUGCACCUGCCAUCAUUUGUUCAUUGUCUGAAUGUAAAAAUCCAGUAAAAACAGAUAUAUUAGCUAUGUUUUCUCGAUCUAUUGCUAUCACAUGCCUCUUAUCUAGAAUUACAAAUAUAUUUAAAAGUAAGAAUGAUUUUCCAAACUACAUGAAAAAAGUUGAAGAGUAUGAAAUUUACUUUCCAGAAAGCAUUUCCAAAAAAAAAUAUCUUUAUUUCAUUUCUAUAGCUAUAAUAUUUGCGUACAUAAUUAUCAUAGUGCCCAUAAACAUAUUAAGGAUUUAUUUGAUUUAUUCUAACUUUGGGAAAAUAAAUGCUAUGUUUUUUUAUACGAUGAUGUACAUACAUAAUUGGAGCAUUUGUUCCACAGAAAUACAUUUUAUUGUACAUUGUAUUGGAUUGUUCCAAAAAUUUCAAUCAAUCAAUGAGGAAAUGGUUACGCUAAAGAUAAAAACUAUAUUAAAAAACAAAUAUCCAGUUGUAUUACAAAGUGAACGGCUAAAUAAUAAUAACACUUUUGUUGAUUUGGAAACCCAAGGUGUUUCACCAUCUUCAAUACUCAUCGUAGUCCAUCAACUAGCUAACCACGUCGAACUAAUCAGGAUGAAGCAUCAAUUUGUCCGAGACAUCGCUGUUAAACUUAACGAAUUAUAUGGCAUACAGUUAGGAUUGUCCAUAUGUCUAAUAUUUAUAAUGGCAUUAUUUGAUAUUUACGGUGCAUUAUCUGUUGAAUCUAACGUGACCAAAACGAAUUUUCUACUUUACGGAUGGCUUCUACAAUAUUCGUUCAGAUUUUGCGUAAUUGUAUUGACAUCACAUAUUACUACAACACAGGCACACAGGCCAAAAAUGAUAAUAACUGAUAUAAAUAACCGUUAUAUAGAUAACAGAACAAAACAAGAGUUACAACUAUUUUUAAGUCAAUUGUCUAGUCGUCCGGUAGAAUUUACUACUUGUGAUUUGUUCACAUUGAACAUUCACCUCAUCACAUCUGCUUUUGUUGCUGGUACAACUUUUCUAAUUUUACUAUUACAAUUACAUUGA
Rhopalosiphum padi (bird cherry-oat aphid) is the source of this 1134-nucleotide messenger RNA. RefSeq lists its product as uncharacterized. Bases 1 to 1134 code for a protein of 377 amino acids. The record is from RefSeq and is a predicted model, not a curated record. Gene Ontology annotation, biological process: sensory perception of taste. NCBI's taxonomy places the organism in Eukaryota, Metazoa, Arthropoda, Insecta, Hemiptera, Aphididae. Gene Ontology annotation, cellular component: membrane. The transcript has 4 exons.